This is a messenger RNA of Peromyscus leucopus (white-footed mouse), 2446 nucleotides long. RefSeq names its product zygote arrest 1 like (gene Zar1l). The transcript is spliced from 5 exons. Gene Ontology annotation, molecular function: mRNA base-pairing post-transcriptional repressor activity. Gene Ontology annotation, cellular component: cytoplasm. Lineage: Eukaryota; Metazoa; Chordata; Mammalia; Rodentia; Cricetidae. The coding region runs from base 1373 to 2293 and encodes 306 amino acids. Gene Ontology annotation, biological process: translation. The record is from RefSeq and is a predicted model, not a curated record.
CCUGUUUCAAAACAAAACAAAAUACACUUUAAAAGAAAGAAGUGCUUUCUUCCCUGGGGAAGCUGGAGGAGAGAGGUGUCUCACUAAGAUGGAGCACUUGGAAUAAUGAGAACCAGUAAUACAUUUCACCUUCUGAAAGAUGUUUCAUUAUCACACACUCCUGACCCUCACCAGCUUAUAACUCUGUUCCUUGUUCUUGGUACAAGGAACCUCACAACCACUACAUCUACUCUAAUAUACUCUGUAUCUUUGAGUUCAGUUGCUCAGCUUGUUUACUACCAAACAUAGGGUUCAAUUCAUUAAUUGUUUCUAAGUUGCCGUUUUCAUAAAAAUGUGUAUAAUGUGCACCACAUCUCCAUGCUCAUGUACAUUGUGAAUAAUGGAUACAAGUCACAUAGCAUAGUCCCCACAUAGUUACUUUCUAUGUAUAGGUGUAUGAUAGAGAGUACUAAAUCUAUUCUCUUAGCAAAUCUCUGAUGUAGUACAGUAAUGUGUGAAUGGGAAUCCCUAGGAAAAGGCUGUGUCUACAAAGGCUGUUGAUUAAAACUCAUUGACUGUGGAGAAUUUGGAAUGUUGCAGGUCCAGAGCCUAAUUAAAAUUUAUCUCAUGCUGUCUUUAGUUCACAAGAGAUGUAUUCUUUGCCCACUUCUGUGGUGUGGGACCUAAUAUCCUAAUGAACAGAUGAAAAAAAACAACAACAUUGGAAUGGAUUAACAAAACCGUACCAACCAAAGGUCCAAGAAUGGUAUCAGAUAGCACCUGAGGCCUGUAGCUGAGAUCUAUCCCUGUCUGUAACUCAUCUCUCUGUUAACAAGGUUUUUUUUUGUUUUGUUUUUUGUUUUUUGUCUUGUUUUGUUUUUUGGUUGUGAGCCUAGCCUUUAAUGGCUGAGCCAUUUUACAAAUGCCUUAAUUUAUGACUUUCUUUGUUCUGUAACUAUAGAUACUUCAUGAAACUGCCUCCACAUUGGAACAUAGAAUUUGGUGGAGUAACCUAAAUCUGUGUUUCUGGGCCAUGAUGACUCAAAUUUGCCUCCCAAAUAAACUGACUCUUCUUUGUUUUGAGAUCACCAAAAUAGUCACCAAGAGAAUCCAUGAAUGAAAUAACUAAUUAAAGCUCCUGCUGGAGAAGACAGAAAUGAAAAACAGCCUUGAGGGGGAAAAAAAAGUGGAGAACUGCAAAUUGAAAAGGUAGGAAAACAAUUAGGAGUCACAUGGCUAGCUCCCUCCUUCAAUUAAGGAGCUAAGGGGGCAGCUCUCACUCUGGAAUAAAUGAAGAAACCUGGGUGAACCCGAACCAGUCGACAAGGAGGAAGAGACAGGUCGGGGGUGGGGAGCAAAACAGGAACACAAACUCCAGGAGGAAACGACUCCAAUGGAGCGCUUUGUCCAGGUUCCUUACAGUUUCCACCAAGGCUAUGGGAGCACUCUGCCUUUGAGCCAGCCUGGCCUCUGGAGACACUGUAAACAGCAAGACUGGAGGCAAAACAUGGGCCCUCCUGUUUUCCUAGCCAGGCCAGGGCCUACACUACCAGCAAAUGCCUCCGAGUCCUGCGUCUACCCUUACAAGAGGGCUCAGCUUCAGGCCAUUCUCACCCGGAUGAACCCCAACCUGAGUCUGCGGCUCUGCCAGGCCAACACUAAGGACGUGGCUGUGCAGGUGAGCCUUCGGGUGGACAAGGCGGUGCAGUGCUCACUGGGACCUCAGACCCUCUACAGCGGCGCCCUCUGGGACAGAUCCAGCCUCGGGAAGCCCGCAGAAGCUUCCUGGAGGAGAGCCUUGGUCCAGCUGCCCAAGGAGGAGGGACACAGGGAAAGCCUAGAGCUUACGGCCAGUCCACACACAUCGACGAUGAAGCCAGACGGUGACAAGCAGGAGAACCUCCCACAGCUGAAGGAAGUCGGGGAGGAAGAUGCCCCCAGCCCUGGGGACGGGAAAAGCAAGCUGGUAUGUGGAAACAGAGUCACAGGCCACCUGGGAAGCCCAGAUUUUCAGUUUUUGGAACCAAAAUACGGCUAUUUUCACUGUAAAGACUGUAAGACCAGAUGGGAGAGUGCUUACGUGUGGUGCAUCUCUGGUACCAAUAAAGUUUAUUUCAAACAACUCUGUUGCAAGUGCCAAAAGAAAUUUAAUCCUUACAGAGUGGAAGCAAUUCAGUGUCAGACCUGCUCAAAAUCCUGUUGUUCCUGUCCUCAGAAGAAAAGACACAUUGAUAUCAGGAGGCCACACCGCCAGGAGCUUUGCGGUCGCUGCAAAGACAAGAGAUUCUCCUGUAGCAAUGUUUACAUCCUGUGACAGCAGCCGUGGUGUCUGGUUAAUAGACUUGGCAGCGGGGUGCGCCUCUGCGCAAGUCGGCUCUGACUGGACGAUAGCGAACGGUGUAAGCUUUUGUCUUUGGGGUAGGUUGGAAACAGUUGUACAAUGUGAGUGGAAUAAAAUAAAUGCAUG